AUGGUCUGUAAAAUUGAUGAAAGAGACCAAAAAGUUCCUACAUUUAAAUCAAUUGCAACAACUGGUUUUAAAACUCAAAAUCGUGAAGUUAACCCAAACAAAUGUUAUAAUAAUAGCGAUGCGGUGGAUCUUCAUAAAUUAAAUAAUUCAAUUUUAAAGAAAUUAUGUUUAAGUUUAGGUGUUUCAAGAUCAAGUAGUAAUAAGAGAAUGGUUAUGUCAAUUUGUGGUAUAGAUCCAUUAUCUUAUUCAACCAACCCCAAUUUAUACUCAUUAUUAUCAGAAGCAAUUCAAAAAGAUACUUUAAAAUCAUAUUCAUUGGUUAAACUCAAAAACUUGAAUCAAAAUUUUAAUAUUCAGCUCCUGCUCAACCAACAUGUGAAGGUUACAUUUUAG
This is a messenger RNA of Dictyostelium purpureum, 393 nucleotides long. RefSeq lists its product as uncharacterized. The coding region runs from base 1 to 393 and encodes 130 amino acids. Lineage: Eukaryota; Evosea; Eumycetozoa; Dictyosteliales; Dictyosteliaceae. The transcript has 2 exons. The record is from RefSeq and is a predicted model, not a curated record.